AUGAAAAGUAUUCAAGAAGAGAUUUGGGAAACCAUCGACUUUGUCUGUUUAGUUGAAUGUUUUAUUGAAAUGGGAUUCUUGGAUGGUGCAGUAUUUUGUUGUGCUGAACCACUUAUUUGUCACCAACCACCGGUGGAUCAUAUUCAGGCACAAGAUGGCUUAUUGAACGACUUUCCGACAACAAUUACAAUAUCAUCAACACCGCUUCCUUCCUCCCAGGUGCCGAUUUGCAGAACAGAUAUCUUGCCUCCAAUCCCAAGUACCAAGUCAUCGACACACAUCAUCAACUGGGCAGUCGUAAAGCACACUGAUAACAAUUAUUCCUUCAAAUGUAUUCCAGCACCAUUUAUGACUCAACCAGAUUCCUAUUUGGAUGGUGCAGUUUUCCCAGGUCCUCCAGGUAGAGUUAGAUUGAUUUGGGAGGAAGAAAAAGAUGAUAGAUAUCAAUAUAAUAGAUUUUUAGAGUUAUCUCUUGUUAGUAAAGGUUUUUUAAAAGUUAUUCAAAGUUUGAUCAUUUCAAUAGAUAUCAGUUGGAAUAUCGUAGAGUUUGUCGAUUAUAUUCUAAAAGAAAGAUAUAAAUCGUUAUUAUGUUUAUUUAAAUAUACAGAGCAAAUAGUUUGUAAAUUAGAGUAUAUGUAUGAGGAUUAUGAAGAUGAAUGCGAUAAAGAGGAAUCAGAUGCUCAUUUGUUUCAAAAGUUACUGACUAGCAAUCAAUGGCAAGAUUGGUAUCAGCAACAUCCGAAAUCAAUACAUCUUCAUAUCGAUGGUAAUCUCGGUAUCUUUCAGAGCAAUCCAUACAUCACACACCUCACAAUCGAAUACUAUGUACCACACGUAAAGCAUCCAAAGUAUUGCGAAUUCCCACCGAAUCUCAAAGAACUUCGCUUGACUACUCAUCCAAUUGUGCAAGCCGAUUCUUUAAAUCUGUUCUUGCGAAUGAUCAGUAAGAUUAUGUCAAAACCAAGACCACAGAUGGAGCUGUUUCAUCUUCGAUCGAAUUUUGUCGAUGUCAUCGUAGAUGAAGGUGCCACCAAGUUCUUUAAUUACCUCGAUCGAUCUUUGGUGAACAUCAAAGAUCUCUCAUUGAUUGGUAAUGUAGACUCUAGAUUCGAUCUUAGCAAUAACGAAUCAAUCGAUGAAUUCUUUGGUUGUUUUAAGAGGUUUCUCGAGAGACAUCCUACCAUAUCGAAAUUCGAGUUGGAUACCAACAACUUUGCCAACACAGAAUCAAAAUUCCAAUUAAAUUCUUUUCUUUUCAAUGCUACCAAUAUAAGAGAUAUUACAGUUCACCUGCAUACAGACUCAGUUCCACAAUGCGACAGAAUAAUCGAGAGAGCAGAAAUAUUCCUGGUGCCAGUCAGAGACAACGAUAUAGAAGCACAAAUAAAAGAGCUUCAAAGAAGAUAA
Molecule: messenger RNA, 1407 nt
Organism: Heterostelium album PN500
Lineage: Eukaryota; Evosea; Eumycetozoa; Acytosteliales; Acytosteliaceae
Exons: 5
Coding region: 1-1407 (468 amino acids)
Source: RefSeq, a predicted model, not a curated record